GCUCAGUGUGAUCAAGCGCAGUGCACGCGGAGAAGAUGGCCGCGCACGGGGUUUGGAGCGUCCUGGUGAGCCUAGUCUUUGUUGCCCAUGGCCAGGUCAAGGUGAUGACACCCCGGGAGCUGGUGGGUGCCUUCGCUGACCAUGGCAGGAUCAUGGGGUCCACGUCCACCUUCGGAGCUCCAUUUUACAGGGAUCGGGUGUUGGGCCAGCUGGCCUACGGCCCGUCUUUGACGGGCAAAAACUUCUGCAGCGAGGAGGAUUAUGAUAUCCCUCCGCCAAAGACGCAGAGAGCUGCUGGUGGGCAAGACAAGGUCAGGCUCAUCAACAUUGUCAUUGUACGACGAGGAAACUGCUCCUUCACCACCAAGGUGAAGAUUGCACAGGCAAAAGGAGCUCACGCAGUCAUCAUCGUUGACAGAGAGGACUCGGAUUACACGUCCAGAGAUUUGGCAAACAUCAUCGUGGCGGAUGAUGGCUAUGGGGAUGUGAUUCACAUUCCAUCGGUGCUGAUCUCCAAAGAGGACGGCAGACGGCUCAUCGAAGCAGCGCAAAGGUCGCAGGUUGUUGUGGAACUGGCGUGGGACCUGCCGACGGAUCACGUUGUUACGGUAGACAUGUGGAUGAGCUCUGCCUCGAUAGCAUCCAUGAAGUUCAUCAAGGAGUUUGCGCCGAAACGCCGCGCCCUCAACGAGGUCAUGAUCUUCAAUCCCCAUUAUGCGGUCUUCAGUAUGGACCAAGGCAACCCUGCCGUGUACUCUGGAGUCUGCCUGGACAACCAGCCCAAGUUUUGUGCAGAGGAUCCAGAUGGUGGCGGCGACAUCACCGGCAAAGAUGUGCUUGAAGAAGAUGUGCGACAGCUUUGCAUCCAUGACAAGACAAAGAAAUCGCGAACCAGUUUGGAUGACCUGGUGAAAGGAAAGGCGUCCGUCGAGUAUGCUGCCGAAUAUUGGGACUACAUGGAGAAAUUCCCGGACAGGUGUCCCCUGGACGGCAGCGGCAAGGCCAAGUUUGGCCUUGAAUGCUCCCUGCAAGUAAUGAAAGAGGUGGGGAUUGACACGGCGGAGAUCCAGGCCUGUGCCACAGCGGAGCGCGAUGCGAGACUUAGCCAUGAACUGGAAAACCCCGCUUGGUCGCCGCGGGCCCUGCGGAUCAACGGGUGGCGGUACAGCGGGAUGCUGACGGCCGACCUCGUCGUGCGCGCCGUGUGCUCCGGCUUCAUCCACGAGCCCAGAGAAUGCAGCGAUCUCAUCACGGCUCGAGAUGUCUUCCGGCCCUACAUCCCUGUGCCAUCGGGCGGCGUCAGCCUGGGAGAGCUCCUGGGGUGGCUGUUAGCGACCAUCUCUCUGGGUUUUGUUUGCAUGUUGAUGUACAAGCGCUACUUGAAGAAAGAGAUGCGCACAACUCUUCGGGAAGAGGUGAUGUUGGAGGUGCAGGCACAGAUGGGUGAGUACGCUCAGCUCAGGGGCGCAUAGAACACAAGCCGUCCAAAAUCGAGCGCGCGGCUGAUGUCUUUCGUCUUGCGCUCGCCCCUCCCGCCCGUCCCUGUUGCGUGGAUCAAGGAAUGAACGCACAAAUGCAGAAC
This is a messenger RNA of Effrenium voratum, 1582 nucleotides long. NCBI's taxonomy places the organism in Eukaryota, Dinophyceae, Suessiales, Symbiodiniaceae. The record is from the annotation of a GenBank genome assembly.